AUGGCAGCUUUCAACCUCACCUCCUCUGACCCUUCAACAUUCAUCCUAAUGGGCAUUCCUGGGUUGGAGGCUGCCCAUAUCUGGAUUUCCAUCCCUUUCGCUACAUUCUACAUUAUCAGCCUGUUGGGAAAUUUCACACUUCUGUCUGUUGUAGGUAAGGAGCAGACCCUGCACAAGCCGAUGUACCUGCUGCUCUGCAUGCUGGCGCUUACAGAUAUUGCAACACCUACCUUUGUCGUACCAAAGGCACUGUGUAUAUUUUGGUUCAAUUUGAAAGGUAUUACUGUGGCUGGCUGCUUCACCCAGAUGUUCUUCCUCCACAUGGUUUCUGUUAUGCACUCAGCCGUCCUCGUGACAAUGGCCUUCGAUCGCUACAUUGCCAUAUGUAACCCUCUGAGAUAUGCCACCAUCCUCACCAAUGCACGACUAGCUAAGCUAGGGCUUGCAGGUUUGAUAAGAGCUGUUCUCUUCAUUCUGCCUCUACCCUUGCUUGUGAGUCAGCAGCCAUUCUGUGCCAACUGCAUUAUCCCCCACACGCAAUGUGAGUACAUAGCUGUGGCAAAGAUGGUGUGUGGGGACAUCACCGUCACCAGGAUAUAUGGCUUGGUGCUAAUGUUUGUAAUCAAUGGGUUAGACUUGACGCUCAUUGCCCUGUCUUACGGUCUGAUCAUCAGGGCCGUCCUCAGAAUCUCCUCUAAGAGAGCCCACCAGAAAGCCCUCAACACUUGCACAACCCACAUCUGUGUGAUGCUGACAUAUUAUACCCCUGGCCUCUUCUCCAAUAUCACACACCAGUUCAGUCAAGGCAUCUCUCCCUACAUUCACAUCAUCUUGGCCAACAUCUAUCUCCUUAUCCCUCCGAUGCUCAAUCCUAUCAUUUAUGGGGUCAAAACCAAAGAGCUUCGUGACAAAGUAGGCAAAUACACCUGCAGAAGGUGA
Molecule: messenger RNA, 939 nt
Organism: Caretta caretta (loggerhead turtle)
Lineage: Eukaryota; Metazoa; Chordata; Testudines; Cheloniidae
Product: olfactory receptor 52P1-like
Biological process (GO): G protein-coupled receptor signaling pathway
Cellular component (GO): plasma membrane
Molecular function (GO): G protein-coupled receptor activity; olfactory receptor activity
Source: RefSeq, a predicted model, not a curated record